GCUCUCAUUGGCUAGAAUCAGAGGUUGUUGGAAGAAGUAAACAGAGAUCAGCUGAUUUGAGACAGCAAGUAUGUUGGCACUAAGGCACAGUUUGCGACCUUUUUCGGCUGUGAUUUCAAGACAAAGACAGAGAUGUUUUUCACAAUCUGGAGAACAGCAACAGUUGCUAGUAUCAGAAGAAAAUGGAGUUCGUCAUAUAACACUUGCCAACCCUAAAACAAGAAAUGCCCUUUCACUACAAAUGCUGGAAGCGCUGCAUUCUGCUGUGGUGGAAGAUACACCCAGUCUACGGUGCAUUGUGGUCGGUGCUCAAGGCAAGGUCUUUUCAGCUGGACAUAACUUGAAGGAGCUGACUUCUAAAGAAGGUCGCAAUUACCACCAGCAAGUGUUUGAGAAAUGUACGGAACUUAUGCUGGCUCUGCAAAAUAUUCCAAUUCCUGUUAUUGCCAAAGUUAAUGGCAUAGCAGCUGCAGCAGGUUGCCAGUUUGUUGCUUCAUGUGACAUUGUUAUUGCUACAGACAAGUCUUCAUUUUCAACUCCAGGAGGAAGUGUCGGUAUAUUCUGCUCAACUCCUGGUAUACCUCUUGUGAGAUGUGUACCAAGGAAGGUGUCAGCCCAUAUGUUGCUGACAGGUCUGCCAAUAACAGCAGAAGAAGCUCUAAGGGCAGGAUUAGUCUCCAAGAUUGUUACUGAAGAAGAAUUAGAUUCUGAAGUGCAGAAAACGGUAGAUGCUAUAACGCACAAAAGUAAGGCUGUAAUUUCUCUUGGAAAAAAAUUCAUGUACAAGCAGAUGGAAAUGGGAAUAGAAGAAGCCUAUAGGGAAGGAGCAUGUGUAAUGGUCAACAAUAUCAACAUGAAGGAUGGACAAGAAGGUAUCAAGAGUUUUGUGGAAAAGAGAAAACCAGUUUGGUCUCAUACACAUGAAUAAAAAUAUUUUGUUGGGAAACAGAAAUUUUGCAGCUCUUUUCUCAGACAUUGCAUCAGUUUUGUGCUCUUUUAAAAAAUUAAGAGUUUGUUUGGGUAAUAAAAGCAUUGUUUGUCUUCCUUUUUAGAAUACUCUUUUAAAUAUUGAUAUAUUUAUACUUAAAAAAUAUAUAACAUGUGCAUUUUUUGUAGUGUUACAAAAAGUAGUACAAUUAAUUUACUGCAGGUUGUUACAUUGUUAGAGAAUAAUAAAUAUUUUACAUAAG
This is a messenger RNA of Penaeus vannamei (Pacific white shrimp), 1190 nucleotides long. RefSeq names its product enoyl-CoA hydratase domain-containing protein 3, mitochondrial. The record is from RefSeq and is a predicted model, not a curated record. Gene Ontology annotation, molecular function: hydro-lyase activity. Gene Ontology annotation, cellular component: mitochondrion. NCBI's taxonomy places the organism in Eukaryota, Metazoa, Arthropoda, Malacostraca, Decapoda, Penaeidae.